GCCCUCGCCCCCGUGUCCUGUUGGACCAAUGGGCGGUGCUGAUCCGCGCGCGCGCUCGCUCUCUCUCACACUGUGCAUGCGACCGAACAGCGUUGGUGUUGUGGAUUCUGCUUGAAUAAUAUUACUGACCUAAAUCUCUGAGACAGGCCUGCACAUUUGCGCAAACAUUUUGGUCCAAACGGCGAGCGCGCGAAACGAAACGGCAGGCAGGAUGAGCAAAGUACAGGGCGGCAUGAAAUGUGUCAAAUACCUGCUGUUCGUCUUCAACUUCAUAUUCUGGCUGUCGGGCUCAGUGGUGUUGGCUGUGGGAUUAUGGUUGAGGUUUGACCCCGACACGGCCAACCUCUUAGCCGAGAAUGAUGCCCCUGAACAUUUCUUCAUUGCGGUGUACAUCUUGAUCGGAGCAGGAGGUGUCAUGAUGUUGGUGGGGUUCUUCGGUUGCUUUGGGGCCGUGAGAGAGUCACAGUGUCUUCUGGGAUCGUUUUUCGCCUGUCUUCUGGUGAUCUUUGGUGCAGAGGUCGCUGCUGGAGUCUUUGGCUUUUUGCAUAAGGAAAAGAUCAUUAAUGAUGUACAAAAGUACUAUGACUCCACUCUGGAAAAUGACAACGGGACUGCCAUUGCCUCCAUGUAUCACAAAGUGCUGGAGUGCUGUGGGACUGAAUCUUCCCGUCCUCCUGAUCUGUGCACCGAGGACAGUCCUAACACAGAUUGCGUUAAAGCUAUCGAAGACUUCUUCAAUGAAAAACUCUUCAUAAUUGGAUAUGUUGGGCUUGGCAUUGCUGGAAUAAUGAUAAUUGGCAUGAUCUUCAGCAUGGUUCUUUGCUGCGCCAUUCGAAACAGCAGAGAAGUUAUUUAGGCGCCUCACAGUUCCCCUCUCGCCCAGUUGGACUGUUUCAAAGCCUACCUUCUUAGACCUCAUCGGACCAUCACAUUCAGGCUUGGGAGCAGGGUGGAGGAACUUCCAUGAGGUAGUUUGGGUCUUGUGAACAGCAUUCUGUAUCUGAUCGUUUGUGUCUUUUCUGGUUCUUGCAUUGUUUGAAGAUGACCUCCACUGCAUGGACUGCUAUUGUAAUCCAAUUAACCUUUACAUUUAUGUUGAAUCAUUACAAGCGGUACAUAGUGUACAUCUCUCUUUUUCCAAACUUGCUCUCACUUUAAUAGAGAGCUCUGACAUCUCGUGUCCCUGGCCAUUUUCUUACUGAUGUAAAUAAGCUUCCUGAUGCCUCUUAUUGAUUGACUUAUUUCCUGUUAUUUAUUGUGUGAAGUAGAUCAGGUUUUCUGUGCUAAUAGAUAAAGGGUCAUAUGUUUGUGUUUUGCUGGUGAUUAAUAUUUGGUUAUUGUAAUUGUGCCACAUCAUAUAGAUACUGAAUGAAGCCAAGGAGUGGAAAAGUAUGAUUUUUUUUAAUGUGUGACUUAGUAACGUUCCUGGUUCUAAUGUAAAAACAUGAGUGUAUGGUAUUCCAAAGAAAAACAUUUAGCUUCUUAAUAAUCUAAUGUGAUGCUUGCUCUUUCGCUGAAACCUUUUGAGUUUGCUGCUAUUGGUUAAUGUUAACCAGUAAACCAAAUUCCUAAUUGUUACUUUUUUAUUUAAAGUUGAUGUAAAGCAGCAAUAGUAAAUCAUUUGUAAAAAAUGGAAUUACCACUGGGAGGAGAGGAAACUCAACCUUCAGACUCCAUGUUCCACUCUUAAAAAAUGUUUUCAUUCAUUUGUUUUUUCAAGCGUGACACUUGUUUAAGUGGUUAAUGCACAUUACCUUCCUCACUUGGCUGAUUUUGAAUCUGUAGAGGUCAAACACCAGCUAUAGGGGAGAACAUAAAUGUAAUUUGCAAUAUUUCUGUAAAAUUGAACAAAAGCAGCCAAAUCAAAAACAUAUCUAAAAUCGUCAACCAUUGCUUCUCUUUGUCUUCUGUUCAAGAAUGGACCCAAUAAUUUUAUUAAUCGAUGUGCCUUUACAAAGCCACAUUAUACAUGUGUUUGCAGAACAACACAUUUGAGUUCCUCAACUUCAAAUACUUUAUAGCAUUGUGUUGCAUGUAAAUGGCUUUGAAAUGAGAAAAUAUGGUCGCAGGUCAAUAAACCCUGAACAACAUUAAAACAGUGCUCACAAGUAAAAAUUUGCUUUUUUAUUUUUGCAUGUUGAAUAAUAGCACCAUUUCCAUUGAACAGAAAUGAAUACAUGUUGCACUGAAGUGUUAUUGUUGGUAGAUGUUAAUACUGAAGUCAAAACAUAGCACUUAAAUAUACAGCGUUUUGUUCAAGGCUGGGUGCCUCAAACUUUAUGAUGGAUCAACUUUUUGGAUAAAAAGAAUGACCUAUGCUUUGAGAUUAGAAAUCUCAAGCAACUAAAGUUGUAACAUGUGGUGGUCCAUGUAACGGAAGGAAAUGCAAUAAAAUGUCUACAAAAUUGUUAUAUGUUGCAUAAAAAUGAUAUGCAUCAAAUGUUGGUCUGUUUUAGGGAAACCAUCAAGAUAGACCAUCAAGUACCUCACAUACUUUCCACAAAUCGGUUCAUAAACCACAAUGGAGGACAUGUGCGUCAACGGAAUAAAAGCCAAUGAUAUUCCCUAAAACUAGUAACAAAUUUUAGAGUAACAAGGUCUGAAGUCUUCAAAAGCAUCAAGUAACCCUAUUGUUUAGACACUGAAAACAGUGAAAGUAACAGAAAUAAAUGAAUUCUAAAUCAGGGAAAAGACAGACAAAAGCAAGUAUUAAUGCAAAAAUAAUUGUACAAAGUGAAUAGA
Molecule: messenger RNA, 2742 nt
Organism: Pimephales promelas (fathead minnow)
Lineage: Eukaryota; Metazoa; Chordata; Actinopteri; Cypriniformes; Leuciscidae
Gene: tspan2a
Product: tetraspanin 2a
Cellular component (GO): plasma membrane
Source: RefSeq, a predicted model, not a curated record